AUGCCCCCGAACGAUGUUGGCCAACUUUCCCGGAUUCUGCGCAUUCCACGAUCUGAUGAACCAAAUGCGUGCGUACUAUUGCACAUUGUUUGUUGCGGCGCUUCCAUACUGGAUUUGAAUCUUAUCGGCACAGAAGGGGAGUGCCCAUAUACCGGCACAGUGCGACAGACUCGCCUUAACUCAUAUCGCUCAAAGAACUAUCAAGGCACCGAAGACGAGUGGGCUCACAUUAUGCUUCAUGUACUAGGACAAUUGGAAUAUUCCAGGAUGAGGCAGGAUAUACUUACAGGGGUGGAAACGUCGGCUUCAAUCGCUGGCUCUGAAGCCAAGGGCAAUGAGAUGACAAUCGUGAUACGGAAGAGGAUUCAAUCUAUAACCCAAAAACUGGGGGCUAUAAUCCUGAAUCAGAAGGAUGAAGAAGCCAUUCAUCUCUACGAGUGGACUUCUAUCUCCGCCGAGAGGACUGGUCUCCUCGAGAAGCGCUGUUUGACUCUGCAGGACCGCUGUCAGAAUGCUGAGGAGACCAUAAAUAAUUUAAGGAAACAGCUUGAUGAAGUCAUAAACGCCAAGACUCGACACGAACAACAGUUGGUGAACAAUUUUAUGCAGCUUCUCAACGAGAAGAAAUUGAAGAUCCGCAAUCAACAGCGCGUAUUGGCUUCCACAGAUUUUGCUUCACAGACUAGUAGGUCGCCUCCGGGUGAAUCCACGCAAAUCACGACGGCUAAAGGGGGAGCGGGCAGUUCAGUCUCGAAACCAUCACAUACUAUGUCGUGUAGUGAAGACGACAUCGAAAAUUUAGAGUUAGAACGGGAAAACCGCCGGGUAAGCCUUGAAGCAGCACUAGGUACAGACAACGAGCCGUCUUCAACGCCGCAACAAGCGUUAGAGGAAGAUGGCUCUACUACUGAUGAAGAUAUGUCUACUACUUCUACUCACGACGCCCAGACAAGCAAGCUUGACUCAAAAAGCUUUCAUUCACAGUCUACAAGCAAGAAUCAAGUCAUUCCACCUCGAAGAGAGCUUCCAUUCGCGAAGACCACGGGAAAAAACGCAGGGAUGCGAACAGUUCGGCCUGAAUACAAAGAAUCUGGGCACAGCUCAGGAGAGACAGACGACGAUGAGCUAUAGCCUGAAUUUGCCAGCAGCUUCAGGGCAUAGCUUUUAGGCAUAAGGAAUGAUGCAUUUUGUAGUCCUUGAUUGUUAUACGCGGGCCCUCGAAAUAAUCUUCUGAUGCGGCGGAUUCUGGUUUACUACAUGGGCUGUAGGCAACCAAUCAAUACAGAGUCUGCUGGUGAACAAGCGAAUGUUGCAUGGCUCUGUCGUACCACCAAAUAUAAUUUUUCGAUCUUAUGUACAAAUUCAUCACUGCUGAUGUGGUUUGAGACUUCCCUUGGUGUGAUUGUGAGAUUUGACAGAAUAGGCCGAGAAAGCACAGUACUUGAACUAUAAUAACAUUGGACUAGGGCAAAAGCAUCGAAGGAAAAAGUUGUUUAGGUGUUACAACAACAACGCCUAGACCACCAGACAAAUAGGAAGAAACUGGGUCAAUAGUGAAAAAUCGGAAAUCUAGCCAUACAGAGCCU
This is a messenger RNA of Aspergillus homomorphus CBS 101889, 1586 nucleotides long. RefSeq lists its product as uncharacterized. The record is from RefSeq and is a predicted model, not a curated record. Gene Ontology annotation, cellular component: nucleus. Lineage: Eukaryota; Fungi; Ascomycota; Eurotiomycetes; Eurotiales; Aspergillaceae. Gene Ontology annotation, biological process: DNA recombination; double-strand break repair. Bases 1 to 1131 code for a protein of 376 amino acids. Gene Ontology annotation, molecular function: DNA binding. The transcript is spliced from 4 exons.